Xylona heveae TC161 is the source of this 1751-nucleotide messenger RNA. RefSeq lists its product as hypothetical. The record is from RefSeq and is a predicted model, not a curated record. The transcript has 2 exons. Bases 44 to 1642 code for a protein of 532 amino acids. NCBI's taxonomy places the organism in Eukaryota, Fungi, Ascomycota, Xylonomycetes, Xylonales, Xylonaceae.
CAACAAUCUAAACACCCCGCACAAUCACGACAGAAAAGCAACAAUGGGUUGGUUCUGGGGCUCAAAGGACAAUAACAAACAAGAGGAUCCCUUCGCACAGCUUGACCCAAGUUUACGAGCUUUUUUGAGGAAGGAAUCGCCAAUAAAAUACGACACUCAGAGUAGCGGCACCACUGCUUCGACUUCUGACGACGCGCCGCUCACAGGCCACCAAGGAGGCAAAUACGCCGACAUUGUUUUUCCAUCAUCCUCACCAAAGACAGAAACCAAAGCGGACGAUCAAUCUGCCGAGGACGAUCAGCAUAAAGUCCCACCCGAGUCACUCUUCCAAGAUGGCAGAUAUGCUCAUAUUUGGAAAGGGUAUAAGUCGCUCUCGCAGCAUGAAGAAGAACAAAAGUCAGAACAGGACAAGCUCAUGGACGUGGUGGAUGCUUUCAAACAGCGGAGAGCGCAGAUUGGAAUAGCAGCAGUGGAGAAUUGCGCUGAAGAACAAUGGGCUCUGAACGAUUGCUGGCGCAACGGGUCUUGGAAGAGUCGAGUAGACAUGUGCGGGACAGAAAAUCGUACCUUUUCAAGAUGUUAUACCACGCAAGCACGAUUCCUCAAAGCCCUUGGCUAUGUCUCAAGCUGGGACCGCCCAGCCGAAGUCGAAGAACAAAUUCAAAUGCAUGCCGACACGCUCUACCAUCGAAUGCUUGAUCAGCAACGGCAGAUGGAUGAGGCAAAAGCCGCAGGGAAACCUAUUCCCAAAUUUCCCCCGCUGAUGCCUGGAAAGGGCGCAACGGCAUCUCAGGAUAACAAUACCGCAGAAGUGGUCUCCAGUAUGCCGGACGAAAGCCACAUGAAUUGGGUCGAUCGAUUGACCGGAUAUUAUACGCCUGCUUUACGGGAGAAGAAACGGCCACCCCCUCCGUCUCCUUCUAGUUUUCAACCAACAGCGACAACUUCUCCUGCUUCCACCGCGCCCGGGUCGGGGAAUACAGAGACAUACGCAUCGACGACGGACCCCGCCGCCGUCGCUGCAGGACAUGUUCGAGAUCAAAGCUCAUUAUGGUCAAAACUGUUUCCCAAUAGCUCUUUCAGCACAACCGGUCCUCCAACAGAAGGUCCCGCACCAUCAUCCUCAGCAUCUACCUCUCCUUCGUCACCAGCACCAACAACAAAUCCAACAACGCGCACACCAAUUCCCUUUGAACUCCCUCCAGACCCGAAUGCCCCCAAAUCAUCAAUGUGGUCCUGGCCCACAUUCAACCCGUUCCAAGCCGCCGCCGCAUCAUCAAUAUCAUCUACAUCUCCUCCUGUUCCCCGCAACGCACCUGCAGAUCAACAGCAGCAACAUCAAGACCCCAAAGACCAACCCGUCCGCAACUCACUCGGAUCCAUUGAAGACGUCGACGUGCGCGAAGCAAUCUCCCGACUCGCUCCCGACGUACAAGCCCAACUGCGUCGCAAAAUUGAAAAGCUCCCCGAACUCGAGCGCGAGAUUGAAUUACGUUCAAUCGCAGCGGAAACCGUUCUGGGCGAGAAACUGGUACAAGAUGUCGCCGAUCGCGUCGAAGAGCGGGAGAAAGCUCGUGCAGAGAGACGCCGCACCGGCACCGACACGUUCGGCGAUAAAAUUAGUUGGUUCUUUGGAUGGUAGUCUGUCAUCAUAUUCUUUCAAUCCCAUCUACAUCUUCUACAUGAAUCGCAGUAGAAUUCGAACUUGCAUGUACAGCUCAGAUACGUUUUAUGCGUAGAAUAGACAAGAC